Molecule: messenger RNA, 2002 nt
Organism: Pelobates fuscus (common spadefoot toad)
Lineage: Eukaryota; Metazoa; Chordata; Amphibia; Anura; Pelobatidae
Product: mixed lineage kinase domain-like protein
Exons: 11
Coding region: 133-1560 (475 amino acids)
Biological process (GO): cell surface receptor signaling pathway; protein phosphorylation
Cellular component (GO): cytoplasm
Molecular function (GO): ATP binding; protein kinase activity
Source: RefSeq, a predicted model, not a curated record
ACUCCCAGCCAGGGACAGGCACAUAACUCCCAGCCAGAGAGCUUUUACUGAGCGGUAAAACCGACAAACUAACAUUUCAAUAAGGACUGUCACUUCUCUGGAAAAUAUACCAUUGAAAGUCAGACUUGGAAUAUGGAGGUACUGGGCCCCAUCUUUAAUAUUGCUAAAACAGUCUACCAACUGUGUGAAACUGCCGAGUCUAACAAGAAACAGUGUAAACGUCUGAAAUAUAGGAUAACACUCUUGCUUUUACCUGCUCAAUGUCUCCACACCCAGCCGGAGAAAUCUAGGGAGCUGGAGAGUGUCCUAAAGGAGCUAAAAGUGGUUUUAGAAAAUGCUCAAUGCUGGGCCUUCAAAUACUCCAAAAUGGCAUGGUGGAAGAAGUUAAUGCGAUCUGGCCACAUUAAGGAGGAGUUUGAACAUGUCAAUGACCGUCUCGGUGAUAUGGCCGAGUCCUUGCAGAUCCUUCUUAUUGUAGAAAAAAGAUCUGAAUUUAUGGAACACUUCAAGGAAAGUCGACGUAAGGCCCAGAAUCUCCAAGCUGUUGAAGAGGACAUAGCAGAGCUAACACAAUCCUUCCAGAGUGGGAUGCAUUUGAUGGCGAACACAGUGGAUAACCUGAGUUCUUGGAUAGAACAGCAGAAAAUGAUUGUGUAUCAAGGGAUCAGCUUAUCAUGGGAUAUUACAGAGAUCCGGCCUACCGAUCUGAAGAGAGGGGAAUUGUUGGAUGAAACUCGUCACCAUUCUCUGUACAGAGGGGAGUACCAUAAGGGCCCUGUGGCUAUCAAAGUGCUUAAGGGUGAUCUGAAGACAGAUAAUGAUUACAUACGUAGAGAGUUUCAGUCAGAUUGUAAAACAAUGAAGAAAUUUGAGUGUCGGAAUAUCUUACGACUCUUUGGGAUCUGUAUUGACAACUCCAAGAGUGAGCCGUGUUAUUCCUUAGUGAUGGAGUUUUGUGAAAAAGGAACUCUACGAGACCUCCUGAACAGAGAGCGGGGUUUGCCCUGGGAGCAGCGAGUCUCCAUGGUGCUGGAUGCCGCAAGAGCUCUGUACAGGUUACAUCAUUCAGAGAUGAAAGCCAUCCUGCAUGGACAUCUGAGCAGCUCAAAGUUCUUGGUAGAUGGGACAUACUGUCUAAAGCUAUAUGAAUUUCAGUUCUCCAAAACUGAGUCAUCUAUGAGGAGAACCCUUCCUACCGAGAAGCAAAACAUUGGGUGGGCAUACAUGGCUCCUGAGACGCUGAAUAAUCUCAAUGCGUACAACAAGCGUAGUGAGGUUUACAGCUUGGGAGUGGUGUUUUACGAAAUUGCCAGUGGAAAGGUUCCUUUAGAGGGACUGACUGACCCAGAGAAACACCUGGAUGAGCUGCAUCAGAUGCUGACAGCCGAGGUGGCCACCGGCCUUCCCACGGAUUGCCCAAAAAUUCUCAGUGACAUCAUCACACAGAGUCUAGAAAGCCACCCUACUAAACGUCCAACAGCCGGAGUUAUUGUGGAUCAGCUGCAUGCUUAUCUAAAUGAAGAAAAUCCCAGAUUAUUGCCUGCCGAGACUAAUAUAUAGUGUGCUGACAGACGUCUGGCACCAUAUUAAUCCAAGACUGCCACGACUUCAAUAUCUUCCUAAACUCAGCAAUUUCACUAUUUUCACUCGUCAGUAGGCAGGCCUAUGGGCAAUAUGAGAUAAUGAUACCAUCAGCACAGGGUCGCUAUUGUGACUUUGCAGCAAGCCCUGAUCAUUCCUGUGUGAAACCUCCGCUGCUGUCAUACUUGCUUUGUCCUGAUUACAUAUGUACAUGUUCAACUACAUCAGCUUUCAAAUGGGUAAAGGGCUACUCCAACCAAAAAACAGUGAUUCCAUAAAACAUUGUUUGGUUAGAGUAACCCUUGCUUGGUCCAUCACACCCCAACUUAAUAAUAAAAUUAAACACUAUAUAGUUAACUGUUGACUCACACAUAUCUUGCUUGUCUCGUUUGUGGCUGUUUAUUCAUGCAUAUCAAGCCUG